This is a messenger RNA of Caenorhabditis sp. 36 PRJEB53466, 1806 nucleotides long. The record is from the annotation of a GenBank genome assembly. Lineage: Eukaryota; Metazoa; Nematoda; Chromadorea; Rhabditida; Rhabditidae.
AUGUCUGAUGAACUGUCGGCUGAAAAUGUCCGACAACGUCGAGUGCCGGACUCUCCAGAUUCGGAACAUCUGAGAGCUCCGGGAAAAGACGAUGUCCGACCGACGAGCGAUGAAAGCGACAUGGAUGCAGUGCUUCAAGACGAAGACAGGUUGGUAUUUAGCAGGCGAAAGAGAGCACACAAACGGGUUUACGUGGGGAAAGUUACGAAACAAGUUUACCUUAUAGUGAUGCUGGAUCGAAAAAGAAGGAGGAUGAGUAAGUGAAAGAUAUGUUGUGCUGUCUAGAAUUGAACCAUACGCAUAUCUUUGAGGAUCACAAGUGUUUAAUCUUCAGAAUGGAGCGAUUAAUGCGCAACGCCAUCCCGCAGGACAAAGGAAGUCUCGGACAGUUGGCAGAUUCAUGGCUCGAAAGGCUGCCGCCGAAAUGGAGAAACUGGGUUGUUCGUGGACUGUUCACAAUACUCAUGAUCUCCACUUUUACGUUCAUCGUCAAUCGCGGAGCCACGUGGCUCAUGUUCCUGGUUAGUCUCAGCGCGAUGUUUAUAAGAAUCAAUCUGUUCGAUUUCGCACGAAUAUAAACAUUCCUUUCAGGUCUUCCUGAUCCAAUUCAAAUGUUUCCAAGAGAUAAUCUCCAUUGGACUUGCCGUUUAUCGUCUUUACGACUUCCCAUGGUUCCGUGCUCUCUCCUGGUACUUCUUGAUCACCAGCAACUACUUUUUCUUCGGCGAAAGUUUAAUUGACUACUGGGGAAUAGUGCUCAAGAAAGACGUAAAAACUAUCGGAAUCACUGGUGACAUACUGGUUCUCUUUUUAGAAUUUUCUUCAUUUCCUCGUCGCUUAUCAUCGGCUCGUCUCGUUCGCCCUCUACUGCAUCGGCUUCGUUUCCUUCGUUCUUUCCCUCCGGAAGGGGUACUACAUGCGCCAAUUCUCUCUGGUAUCGCCUAUUCCAAUCAUUUUAACCGAAACUUCAAAACUUCUUUGCAGUUUGCAUGGACCCACCUGACCCUGCUGCUCAUUGUGAGCCAGUCGUUCUUCAUCAUCCAGAACAUCUUCCAAGGACUGAUCUGGUUCCUCGCGCCAGUCGCCAUGAUAAUCUGCUGUGACGUCAUGUCGUAUAUGUUCGGAUUCUUCUGGGGAAAGACUCCGUUGAUCAAGUUGUCGCCGAAAAAGACAUGGGAAGGUUUCAUUGGAGGCGCUUUUUCCACUGUCGUCUUUGGAAUCUUGGUGAGCGUGUCUUCGCAUUAUUAUGCCUCAAUCGCUUUUUUCCUCAGCUCUCCCUGGCUCUCUACAACCGUCCGUUCUUCGUCUGCCCAGUUCAACACUACCAAACCGACAGCUCCAACUGCACCAUCCCGCUGGCAUUCCAACUUCAGGAUUACCCGGUUCCGCGGCCGUUCUCUUUCGUGUUCAAGAUACUAAGAAAGGAGCCAACCAUUCAGUUGUUCCCCUUCAUUUUCCACAGCAUUGCUCUCAGUCUGUUCGCUUCCAUUCUUGGUCCGUUCGGUGGCUUCUUUGCCAGUGGAUUCAAACGUGCAUUCAAAAUCAAGGUUUGUUGGGAGCUCACAUUAUUUCUCACUUGUCAAACUGCAGGAUUUCGGAGAUGUAAUCCCGGGACACGGAGGUCUAAUGGAUCGGUUCGACUGUCAACUUCUGAUGGGAACCUUCGUCAUGGUCUACAUCCACAGCUUCAUCCGAGUGCCAGAUGCAUCCAAGCUCAUCACUCAGAUACUGACCCUGGAUCCACAGGAUCAACUGAAUGUCUUCAAUCUCCUACAAUCGGAGCUCGCUAAAAGCGGAUUACUGUAG